UGCGCGGGGCGCCGCCCAUGUGCGGCCGCCGUUCCGGAGGUGGGGGUGGCUUGGUGGCCGCGGUGGACCGAGAGGGCCGGCGCGAUAUGUGCCACAAAAAUGUGUACACUGGAGCAUUUUCCACAGAGGCAUCCAGGCUUUCCUAAUCACUAAGAAAGUGACUAAGACUGAUGUUUCCCAGUCAUCUUCUUCCAUAGGUUCUACUGCACUGGAGAAACCAUUACCAUAAAAUAUUUGCAGUCAACACAUUAUCCUUCUUGAUAAAUUACUUGAAAGCUCACUACCCAUAUAAUGGAUUUUAUAGUUCAGAUUGUUUUAUUCUGGAUUUCAUGGUAACAAAACAGGAAGUAUACUUAAUUUCUCAUUUCUACAAGUAGUCAUGACUACUGAGAAAACAAUUUUUUUAAGCUACAGCAGAAUUCAUCUUGGUACCUUUUAUGGAAAUCCUGAUUUUGUUUUUAAUUUUGAUUACCUUUUGCUAAAGGUAUGAAGAAGCAACUUAUCUUGUUAGGCAAAUACACAUUAAUAAGAAUGUCUAGAAGAGGAUCAAUCCUUCACACCCGGACCCACUGGCUACUGUUAGGACUGGCUUUGCUCUGUAGUUUGGUAUUAUUUAUGUACCUUCUGGAGUGUGCCCCUCAGACUGAUGGAAAUGCAUCUCUUCCUGGUGUUGUCGGAGAAAAUUAUGGUAAAGAGUACUAUCAAGCCCUCCUACAGGAGCAAGAAGAACAUUAUCAAACCAGGGCAACCAGUCUGAAACGCCAAAUCGCCCAACUAAAACAAGAAUUACAAGAAAUGAGUGAGAAGAUGAAAUCAUUACAAGAGAGAAAGAAUAUAGGGGCUAAUGGCAUAGGCUAUCAAGGCAACAAAGAACAAGCACCUAGCGAUCUUUUAGAAUUUCUUCAUUCCCAGAUUGACAAAGCUGAAGUUAGCACAGGAGCCAAACUACCGAGUGAGUAUGGGGUGAUUCCUUUUGAAAGUUUUACUUUAAUGAAAGUAUUUCAGUUGGAAAUGGGUCUCACUCGACAUCCUGAAGAAAAGCCGGUUAGAAAAGACAAACGAGAUGAAUUGACAGACGUUAUUGAAGCUGGCUUGGAGGUCAUUAAUAAUCCUGAUGAAGAUGAUGAACAGGAAGAUGAGGAGGGUCCCCUGGGAGAGAAACUUAUAUUUAAUGAAAAUGACUUCAUAGAAGGUUAUUAUCGCACUGAGAGAGAUAAGGGAACACAGUAUGAACUCUUUUUUAAGAAAGCAGACCUUAUGGAAUAUAGACAUGUGACCCUCUUCCGCCCUUUUGGACCUCUCAUGAAAGUGAAGAGUGAGAUGAUUGACAUUACUAGAUCAAUUAUUAAUAUCAUUGUGCCACUUGCUGAAAGAACUGAAGCAUUUGCACAGUUUAUGCAGAACUUCAGGGAUGUUUGUAUUCAUCAGGACAAGAGGAUUCAUCUCACAGUGGUGUAUUUUGGUAAAGAAGGUCUCUCUAAAGUCAAGUCUAUCCUAGAAUCUGUCGCAAGUGAGUCUAAUUUUCACAAUUACACCUUGGUUUCAUUGAAUGAAGAAUUUAAUCGUGGACGAGGACUCAAUGUGGGUGCCAGAGCUUGGGACAAGGGAGAGGUCUUGAUGUUUUUCUGUGAUGUUGACAUAUUUUUCUCAGCCGAAUUCCUUAACAGCUGCCGAUUAAAUGCUGAGCCAGGUAAAAAAGUGUUUUACCCUGUGGUGUUCAGUCUUUACAAUCCUGCCAUCGUUUAUGCCAACCAGGAUGCACCACCACCUGUGGAGCAGCAGCUGGUUCACAAAAAGGAUUCUGGUUUUUGGCGAGAUUUUGGCUUCGGAAUGACUUGUCAAUAUCAAUCUGAUUUUCUGACCGUUGGUGGAUUUGACAUGGAAGUAAAAGGUUGGGGUGGAGAAGAUGUUCAUCUUUAUCGAAAAUACUUACAUGGUGACCUUAUUGUGAUUCGGACUCCAGUUCCUGGUCUUUUCCACCUCUGGCAUGAAAAACACUGUGCAGAUGAGCUAACCCCUGAGCAGUACCGCAUGUGCAUACAGUCCAAAGCCAUGAAUGAGGCUUCUCACUCCCACCUGGGAAUGAUGGUCUUCAGGGAAGAAAUAGAGAUGCAUCUUCAUAAACAGGCAUACAGGACAAACAGUGAAGCUGUUGGUUAACAAAAUUGUUAAUGUAUAACAGUAUAACCAUAAACCAGCACUAUUUAUUUAGCCUUAAUUCCAGUUCCAGAUAUUGUGCCUCUUCCAGAAAAGACUUGUUUAUUUUUAAUAUUCUUUCCGACAUUAUGUUGGCAGUUCAACUUGAUAGAAGAAGAAAACCAAGUGUUUCAAUGCAAAGCCUAUUUGACAAUACUGCACUAUGGAAUAGUAGACAAAAUGAAAUCUGGUGUCUGCCCCAAAAGUAGAUUUGAGUCAAUUUUCUGCCUGGUGCCCAUGUUCUGAUUCUGUGAGAUUGCAUGCUGUGAUUGCAUCUGGUGAAGGGAUAGAAUAUUCUAGGCACAUUGCUACAGAGGAGACAGUGGUACAGACGUGGUGCAGGGACAGGUACUAUUUCUUCACUUCACCUGCUGACCACUAAGUCAGUCAAUCUGAUUUUUGUUUUGUUUUUCUUUGUUUUUUUCAUGGUACUGGGGAUUGAACUCAGGGGCCCUCUACCACUGA
Molecule: messenger RNA, 2661 nt
Organism: Marmota flaviventris (yellow-bellied marmot)
Lineage: Eukaryota; Metazoa; Chordata; Mammalia; Rodentia; Sciuridae
Gene: Csgalnact2
Product: chondroitin sulfate N-acetylgalactosaminyltransferase 2
Cellular component (GO): Golgi cisterna membrane
Molecular function (GO): glucuronosyl-N-acetylgalactosaminyl-proteoglycan 4-beta-N-acetylgalactosaminyltransferase activity
Source: RefSeq, a predicted model, not a curated record